GGACGUUGCUUGCCGACGAGUCUACUAGUGCUUUUCGACCUUGCUUUUUUUUUCAAUAAAGUUUAACAUUGGAAAAAUGUAAUCCUUUUAACGUAAAGAAAAGAUCGGGGAAGAAAUUUCUCAAUGAAUAUUGAAUAGUCAACCCUCUGUUGGGGCGAUCUUCGUCCACUUUGGUACGUGCACAAUGGAUGUCCAUACAACUGAGUUAUGACUGCUGACCCGACGACACUCAACUGUUUUCAAUUUAAAAAGUACCCCAACUUAAUUAAAGCAAAAAGGAAAUUGAAAAUGAAAGUUUAAUAUAGAAGUAAAUACUUGAGUCGUGUAUGUUUUGUCGGCCAGCCAUGGAUUUGUCGACCAACACCAGGCCGCUCCUUCAAAAGAGUGACACUGAAAGCGAUUUUGACGAAGAUCCAAUAGCAAUAAGGAAGGAAGAUGAAGAAGUCAACAUCAAGGAUACAAGACCUCUUUUCAACGUGUGGGAACCAUUGGACAGGUACAACAUUGGCUAUUUGAUAUUCUACAUUCUGGGCACGAUAAUCCUCCUGCCGUGGUUUUUCUUCAUUACUGCUGAAGAGUAUUGGAUGUAUAAAUUUCGUGCAUUAAAUGCAUCGAUGAUCUUGAACGAGAGUGGAAGAUCAAAAUUGCAAGCUAGCUUCACUCCUUACAUGACUCUCGCUUCUACAGUACCGAGCACUCUGUUCUUAAUAAUAAACCCUGUUAUUAACCACAAAAUUUCAUUGAACAUAAGGAUGUAUGGUUCUCUUUUGACCAUGCUUGUGCUUUUUAUCAUUACGACCAUUUUUGUAAAAAUAAACACAGAUUCAUGGCAAGAAGAAUUUUUUCUGCUUACGCUAGGCAUCGUAAUAGUUUUAAACAUUGCAAGUGCAAUACUUCAAAGUGCGGUUUUUGGAGUAGUGGGUCGUUUCCCGUCUAAGUACAUCUCAGGGACGGUCAGCGGUCAGGCUCUUGGCGGAAUAAUGGCAGCAGUAGUAGAAAUAGUUUCAUUAUCAGUUGGCGUAUCCCCAAUUGUCAGUGCUCUCGUUUAUUUUAUCAUGGCAGAUGUAUUCAUCAUAGUAGCUAUAUUUUCUUAUAUGUUCCUUGCCUCUACUAUAUUUUUUAAAUAUCAUAGUAAGGAACUGCCAUCACAAGGAUCAAUCCAGUAUGAACCGGUUUUAAAUAAUGAAACCAGUCCCCCCAUUGUGAGGGAUAUUUCUUACUUAGGUAUCUUGUCAAAGAUAUGGGUGCUUGGUAUGUCCCUUUGGUAUUGCUUUGUUGUAAUGUUCAGUGUAUAUCCCUCAAUAACUGUCUUAGUGAAAUCCAUGGACACUAGAAGCACACCUUGGACAGAUAUUUAUUUUGUACCAGUUGUGACAUUUCUUUUAUACAGUGUGUGCGACUACAGUGGAAGAAUCAUAUCAGGCUACUUACAAUGGCCAGAAAAAAAAAGUUGGAUUAUCGCUGUGACAAGCAUUGUAAGGACAAUAUUCAUUCCUCUUGUCAUGUUCUGCAAUGCACAACCUCGGCAGAACUUGCCUGUUCUCAUAUCAUCAGAUCUAAUCUAUAUCAUAAUUAUUAUUAUUUUUGGUCUGUCUAACGGAUAUCUAGCUAAUAUAACAUUCAUCUCAGUUCCUAAAAUUGUGGCUUCUCACGAACAAGAAGUAGCUUCAACCAUGCUAGCAGCUUUUCUAGGAGUCGGCAUCGCUUGUGGCUCAUGCAUAAGUUUACUCUUUGUUAAACUGCUAUAAGAAUACUAAAGCAUCCUUUAGUAUACAUAUUUUCUUAUUUUUUCUCUAAUUUUAAAUCUAUUAUUUUACUUAUUUAAAAUAAAUUGUGGAAUGAAGAAAUAUGUUAGGAUGUGGCUACAUAAAGAACACAGUUAUUUUUAGAAUCAUUAUUUUUUUAUUUAUAUAAUGCGAUAAAAAUUUAUUUUCUGUUUGUGUGAAUAGUAUUAAAACACGAUUGUAUAUUAAUUGAAAAUCAGUGCACUUGCACUAGGAUCACAAUGUGAUAGGAAAUAGCAUGAAUUAAACCGCAAAAUUUUAAACUGA
Cimex lectularius (bed bug) is the source of this 2051-nucleotide messenger RNA. It is a transcript of the gene Ent1, whose product is annotated as equilibrative nucleoside transporter 3. Gene Ontology annotation, cellular component: plasma membrane. Gene Ontology annotation, biological process: nucleoside transmembrane transport. The transcript is spliced from 12 exons. Bases 327 to 1748 code for a protein of 473 amino acids. Lineage: Eukaryota; Metazoa; Arthropoda; Insecta; Hemiptera; Cimicidae. Gene Ontology annotation, molecular function: nucleoside transmembrane transporter activity. The record is from RefSeq and is a predicted model, not a curated record.